Guyanagaster necrorhizus is the source of this 2791-nucleotide messenger RNA. RefSeq lists its product as uncharacterized. NCBI's taxonomy places the organism in Eukaryota, Fungi, Basidiomycota, Agaricomycetes, Agaricales, Physalacriaceae. The record is from RefSeq and is a predicted model, not a curated record. The coding region runs from base 245 to 2584 and encodes 779 amino acids. Gene Ontology annotation, molecular function: transcription corepressor activity; protein binding. The transcript is spliced from 7 exons.
UAUCACUGUCCUCGGUCUCCCUUGUCUUCUUCCCACCGCUGUCUAUUAUCCCUCCCACCUCUCUCACCAUCCCACUAAUUUCCCCCAAAUUUCAGCCAGAAACGACGUUUUCUGCUGAAUUGGUCCUGAUUUCCCCUUUUACGCGCCCGAUUUCUGCCUCCGGAACCUAAUUUGCCACAUAAAACUGACCCACGCGCCUGCCCAGACCUUGACUGAGUCGAUUGCUUCUUGUCCUUCGACAUCGAUGUCCUCUGUUCCGCCGCCGGGCUCAGCGCAGUCCGUACCCCCGCCGCUCGACUCGUCGUCGUCUCCGUUGUCCUGGGAGGGUGACAAGAUGUUCAAUAUCUAUAUCUACGACUACUGCUACAAGAGGGGUUUCCGAAAAACCGCCAGGGAGCUGCUCGCCGAGGCAGAGAUACCACCGGAAUCCCAACCUCCAAUCAAUGCCAGACAGGGCUUGCUGUUCGAGUGGUGGAGUGUGUUUUGGGUGCUGUUCACAGCAAAGGCGAAUGGGCAUGGGACAGAAGAUGCCAUGAUAUACACGCAGCAUCAAUCGCAACAGGCGGCGAAUCGACAGGCGAUGCCACGACAGCCACAGCCGCCGCAACCGCCGCCUUCGAUGAACCCUCAGCCACCCAUGCAACAGCAGCCCAUGGUCCGAGGCAUGAACGGAAUGCAGCAGACUCGACAAUUUAUGCCUAAUGGUUCUAUGCCCAACGGUGUCGGUUCUGCCCCCAUGCCCCAGGGACACAUGCAGACAGGCCCAGGGCCUUUUCCUAUGCCAGGCGCACCCAUGAAUGGCCUUCCGGGUCCCCCAGGUCAGCAGCCACCUCCGGGGGUACCUGCGGCGCAACCUCCGAACUAUCAACAGAUGCUUCCGGGACACCAGCGACCCGGCGGACCUCAGCAACGGCCGACAAACGGGAUGGCUCCUUUUCAGUCGCCCACGAUGACCCAUUCACAUUCUCCACACGCAGGUCCCCAAGGUCAACCGCUCCAACAACCACCUCAAGGUCAGCAGCCACCGCCACACACACAACCACCGAUAGGCCAGAUGGGUCCUUCCCCGCAUAUGCCCCCAAAUCGAGGCAUGCUUCCUCCGAAUGGACCCCCGAUGAAUCCAGGCCAACAACAAGGCCCAAUAGCAUCUUCGUCGUACCCGCCACUAGCCCGACCACCAAGUAGAACUGGUACGCCUGGCCAAGGUAGUAUGAUGACGCACCCUAGUCCCUCUAUGAUGUCUCGCCCGCCCAUGGGUCCGAUGGGUUCCGGGACAGACCAACGACACGUUCAAGACCAGAGUGUUCUCUCAGAGAUUCUGCGCAUACCACCCGCCGUCGCGGGCCAGCUGAAACAGGAACUUGGCUUGGACGGUAAAGAGCUUACUGCAUUGACAUUCGAUGAAAAGCGGCGUUUUGUCGAGGCUCAUCGGCAGCGUUCAGCAGCUCGGAAUCCGAAGGCGAACCCGACUCCUGGGCCUUCGAAUGCCAUGAUGCAGCCGCCGCCAAGCCAACGGAAUGUCGCACCGCAGCCUUCUGGAGGAAGACCAGGGAAGAGAAACAGCACGUCUCCAGGAGAAGAGCCGGAACAACCACGGACAGAGUCGUCGCCUCCAGAUCGUAAACGUCCUCGGCGGUCGCCCGUGGGACAACAAUUGCCAGUGACGUAUCCCCCCCAUGGACAUCCUCAGCCUCAGCCCCAGCCAUCACCUCUAGGAGUUGGACCUGGUGGCCUACCACCUCCACAGCAAGGGCAGCCACCCCAAAUGAUGAAUAAUAUGAUGAGGCCAAUGGGUGCGCAACAAAUGAAUGGCAGUUUCCAACCAGGAAUGCCUCAGAUGGCACCGAAUUCAAUGGGAAUGCCAAUGGGCCAGAUGGGCGGCGGACCAAUGGGCGGUACUAUGAGCCCUGCAAUGGGUGCUCUACCGGGUCAAGGAAUGAUGAAUACUCACAUGCAACCGAUGCCCAACAUGCCUAACCGCGAUGGGCAAAAUCAUUAUCGACAACAGCUACAUGCGAUGCACAACCGCAACAUGCCAGGCAACGCGGCUUCGCCUGCUUCGGACCCCAAUUUUGCACAGGGACAGCAAGGGCCACCGCCACCUGUGCCGGCUACACAGUUUAACCCUACGCCAGGACCUAACAACAGAAUGCAACAGAAACAGAUGAGUAUGAUGCCGCCGCCGUCUCCAGGAAUAAACAAAGAUCAGGGCGGGCAGAAGGACAGUGGCAAGCCUGAUGGAUCACCACAUGCUCCGCCUGGACCGUCACGGACGCCCAACUCGGCUGCGACAGCUCCGCCGACACCUGUGCCGAACCCCGCACAGACGGUCCCGUCGCCCUCGCAGAUACUAGGAAACCCCCCUCCGUCGAGUGGUGGUGGUGGUGCAUCGGCUCCUGCCUCCGCGGGCCAGGAUAUGUCAGCGGCGCUUUUCACGCCCGAUUUUAUACAAAGUGUGGCGAACUCGUUGGACGAGUUUGAUCCGACCUUCCUGCGGCCCGACGGGGACAUUAAUUUUGAACGAGACUUUGGACAGUGGUUUAACCAUCCAGACGACGUUAGCGGGACACUAGAUCUGAAGUGAUCUCGUCCGUCCAUCCGUCCGUCCGUUUGUCUGUUUGUUUGUUUGGUUUUUGUGGAUUUUCCGUUUCUGUUGUGUUUUUUUUUUGUUUUUCCCUAUCGACGUAUCUGCCUCUGCUUGCCUUUAUUUAUCACCAAAAGCUGCCUUUUUUUGCAUGCAGUGAUACCUCGCCUACCCCCCAAUGCCAUCUAUUCCCGUCUCUCCUGAAAU